AAGAUCUGGGACGCGAGCAGCGGGAUGUGUCUGCAUACCUUUGACGUUGGCAGAUCCCUUUGGGACUUAUCCUUCGAUCCUACUAGUGCUAUGCUCUCAACAGAAAUAGGCACUAUCACCAUCUCUAGUUCCCAGAUCAUAGACCGCAUCGACGAUGUAGUAUCAAAACCACAGUACCAGGGUGCCGGUAUAAGUUCAGAUCGCAACUGGGUCAAGUGCGCUAGUAGCAACAUGUUGUGGAUACCCUCUGAGUAUCGGCCCUUAUGCUCGGCUGUGAGUGAGACCCAAGUAGGUAUAGGAGUAGGGUCAGGAAGGGUAUGGCUUUGUCACGUGAACUAA
Molecule: messenger RNA, 339 nt
Organism: Bipolaris victoriae FI3
Lineage: Eukaryota; Fungi; Ascomycota; Dothideomycetes; Pleosporales; Pleosporaceae
Exons: 1
Source: RefSeq, a predicted model, not a curated record